GGCCAGCUCCCCGACAUCGUGGCCACGCAGGGCAAGUUCCUCGUCCCGCCCAUCUCGACACCCACCUUCGCAUCCCGAUACAACGCCAACUUCGCGGCCGCCCUCGUACAUGCCCUUCGCCGACUCCAGGAGAAGGGAGCCGUGCGAAGGGUAAUAUACGGAGAGCAGGCGGACACGUGGCCGCAGGGACACACCCCGCCAUCGGUGCGCGCGCAGUUUCAGAGCGACAAGCACAUGGCGCUCCGCGAAUUAAUGACGGUUUUGACGCCGCCGACGCCC
Trematosphaeria pertusa is the source of this 279-nucleotide messenger RNA. RefSeq lists its product as uncharacterized. NCBI's taxonomy places the organism in Eukaryota, Fungi, Ascomycota, Dothideomycetes, Pleosporales, Trematosphaeriaceae. The annotation marks the transcript as partial. The transcript has a single exon. The record is from RefSeq and is a predicted model, not a curated record.